Molecule: messenger RNA, 658 nt
Organism: Solanum pennellii
Lineage: Eukaryota; Viridiplantae; Streptophyta; Magnoliopsida; Solanales; Solanaceae
Product: 60S acidic ribosomal protein P1-like
Exons: 4
Coding region: 133-471 (112 amino acids)
Biological process (GO): translational elongation; cytoplasmic translation
Cellular component (GO): cytosolic large ribosomal subunit; ribosome
Molecular function (GO): structural constituent of ribosome; ribonucleoprotein complex binding; protein kinase activator activity
Source: RefSeq, a predicted model, not a curated record
UUCUCCACUUUAUAAACCUCUCAUCAUCUCAAAUCUCAAAACCCUAGCAGCAACAGCUCUGUAACAGCAGCCGAAGAAGCAGACCGCCAUUUUCUUAUCCUCUAAGGAACAGGUAAUUCGAUUGAGUAGAAAAUGUCGCUCGGAGAAAUUGCUAGUACCUACGCUUGUUUGAUCCUUCACGACGAUGACAUCGCCAUCACCGCAGAGAAGAUUUCUGCUAUUGUAAAAGCAGCAAAUGUCUCAGUGGAGCCUUACUGGCCUCUCUUGUUCGCCAAGCUUGCCGAGAAGAAAAACAUCUCAGAUCUCAUCAUGAAUGUUGGUGCCGGCGGUGGUGGUGUCGCUGCCGUUGCUGCCCCCGUCGGUGGUGCCGCCGCUGGUGGUGGUGCAGCAGCUGCCCCUGCUGCUGAAGAGAAGAAGGAGGAGCCAAAGGAAGAAAGUGAUGAUGAUAUGGGAUUCAGUUUGUUCGAUUAGAAAGCUACCGUUAGUAUGAUCUGUUCUUUCGUUUCCAGAAAAUAUUGGUUAAAAUUUUAGUUUUGAUGUUUGAGAUAUUUGGAAAGUGUAAGAGUUAACAUUUAAUCAUGAUUUUGUUCUAGUUUUUUGCCGUAGUUUGAGCCAUUUUUGUCAGUUCAAUCAAAUGUUUGUCCCUCUAUUGUUACAA